AUGAUCAACAAGUUCUUCCUCCGCGGCCUCGGGUUCUUCAACGACGCGUACGACUUGUCCGUGAUCAACAUUAUCAACGUGAUCCUGGAGCAUCAGUACACGACCAAGGUGUACGACGCCAGCAUGAAGUCGAACGUGUCGGCGGCGGCGUUGAUCGGGGCGGUGCUGGGCCAGCUGGCGUUUGGGUUCUUGGGGGACGUGUACGGCCGCAAGAAGUGCAUGAUUGCAACGUGUGCGUUGCUGAUCGUGGGUGGCAUCAUGUGUGCGGCGGCGUACGGCGGGUCGGCGGUGAACACGCUGUGGUUCUUGGUGAUUGCGCGCGGUCUGCUGGGGUUCGGCAUCGGCGGCGAGUACCCUUUGGCAGCCGCGUCGUCGUCGGAAGAUGCGACGUCUCCCCAGGACCGCAACCGGCGCGUGGCGCUGACGUUUUCGUUGCAGGGGGUGGGUUUCGCGGCGGCGUCCCUCAUGGGGCUGCUCAUGGUGAACGUCCUGCAGGACAACGCGCACGACCUGGAAGUGAUGUGGCGCGUCUUGUUUGGUUUCGGCGUGUUGCCCGCGCUGUUCCUCGUGUACUUUCGCAUCACGGCGGAAGAAACGGAGGGGUACAAGAACAUGCUGGCUGGCGACGUGCACGUGGCCAAGAGUUUGUUGGGGACGGCCGGCACGUGGUUCUUGUUUGACAUUGUGUUUUACGCGCAAAACCUGUUCAGCGCCAGCAUCCUGUCGGUGGUUGGCGCCAAGAGCGACCUCAAGACGAUCGCGCUGCAAAACUUGCUGAUCGCGCUGGUGGCGCUGCCGGGGUACUACACGGCCGUGUGCUUCAUCAACAAGAUGGGCCGCAAGCUGAUCCAGCUGCAGGGGCUGGUCGUCAUGACCAUCAUCUUCCUCGUGCUCGCGAUCUGGUGGGAAGACAUCAAGCAGACGGCGUGGCUGUUUGUGAUUCUGUUUGGCUUGACUCUGUUCUUCUCCAACUUUGGGCCCAACAUGUCGACGUUCGUGAUGCCGACCGAGAUGUACCCGACGGCGAUCCGGAGUUCGUGCCACGGUUUUUCGGCCGCCAUGGGCAAAGCGGGGGCGUCUAUCGGGUCGUACGGGUUUUCGUUGUGGGUCAAGAACCCGAGCUUUGGCUACGCCGGCGCGUUCUACACCUUUGCCGCCAUCUCGCUCGCCACGAUCGUCUUGACGUGGUUUUGCAUGUUUGACAACAACGAGGGCAGCGAAGUCAUGGACGACGAGUUCAAAAACAAGUUGCUUGACGAAGACAAGGACACGCGUGUGUCAUUUUCUGCCGUUGCAGGUUACGCGCCGAGCAUUUCCCCCGCCAUCAAUGCAUAG
Molecule: messenger RNA, 1335 nt
Organism: Aphanomyces invadans
Lineage: Eukaryota; Oomycota; Saprolegniomycetes; Saprolegniales; Verrucalvaceae
Exons: 2
Coding region: 1-1335 (444 amino acids)
Biological process (GO): carboxylic acid transport; transmembrane transport
Cellular component (GO): plasma membrane
Molecular function (GO): carboxylic acid transmembrane transporter activity
Source: RefSeq, a predicted model, not a curated record